AUGGCCUAUCAACAACAUCCCGACCAGAUGCAAGAUACCAGGACCUUUCCGGCCUUUGGCUACUGCAACUCUUAUUUUGUUGAAAGCCACGAAGACGACGAUGGACUAUUCGCAAGGGCCGCUGCUGAACGCGAACGCGCACGUAACGUUGCCAAGCAAAGACAGAAGGUCCUCGGCGAGGAACUUUCUCGUGCAACCGCCGAGGAGUACCAGGAAGACGUCCUCGAUCACAUGGAGCACAUGGAGGCCGAGACGAUGCCUGACAUCCAGUCUAUCGAGAUUCAGACGGAGAUUCAAUGGUUUAUGAGGCCUUACCUGCUGGACUUUCUCCUCGAAGCUCACCACGCCUUCCAGCUGCUUCCGGAAACGCUGCACCUCGCGGUCAAUCUUUUAGAUCGGUACUGCUCCAGGCGUGUCGUCUACAAGCGCCACUACCAACUUGUCGGCUGCGCAGCGCUGCUCAUUGCUGCCAAAUAUGGUGACCGCAAGGAACGCGUGCCGACGAUACGGGAGCUCAAGUCUAUGUGCUGCUCAUUGUACGAUGACGACAUGUUCACCCAAAUGGAGUGGCAUGUUCUCCAGACCCUGCACUGGUGCAUCGGUCAUCCCACAGUCACGAGCUUUUUGCAGCUGGCAUUGACUGAGGUCUCCUUCGAUCCGGAGCUUGAGCACAUGUCGUGGUACAUCUCGGAGCUGGCCCUGUAUCACAAGGAGUUCAUCCCGGUGCGGCCGUCGGUGAUGGCUAGAUCAUGCCUCGCGCUGGCUCGAUGCGUAUUGAACCGACCUCAAUCACGGUUCCACGAUUGGGCUGGGGCUUAUGAUCCGCAAGUUGUGCUCAACCUCUCGAACCACCUUAGUCAUCCGUCCCAGGCACUCUCGAGAAAGUAUGCAUCGCCGCACCUGUCUUCGGCGUCGACUACGAUCGACAACUUUCUCAAACACCAAGCCAUGCUGGCGCGACAAGUCAUGCCGACACCUGCCAAUGACCAACCUCGCAUGGACAUCGACCCAGCACCACCCGCCAACACGUAUCUGACCCCACAAACACCUCAAAAGGCUGGAUAUGCGAGCGGAGCCCAUGGUAUGAUAACACCUCCUAUCACGCCUGAUAAGGAUCAACUAGGCGGCUAUGGCACCAGCCAAACCCUGCUGCCGCGGAUCGCCCCAUGCAACCCGACGCCGCCUCACAGGGCAGACUACAAUCAAUCCAACGGCUUUUCGGUAGUUCCCCAACAGUACAUGCCACAGCCGCAGUUUGUACAAUAG
This is a messenger RNA of Fulvia fulva, 1266 nucleotides long. Its product is annotated as G1/S-specific cyclin CCN1. Lineage: Eukaryota; Fungi; Ascomycota; Dothideomycetes; Mycosphaerellales; Mycosphaerellaceae. Gene Ontology annotation, biological process: regulation of cyclin-dependent protein serine/threonine kinase activity; mitotic cell cycle phase transition. The transcript has a single exon. Gene Ontology annotation, molecular function: cyclin-dependent protein serine/threonine kinase regulator activity. Gene Ontology annotation, cellular component: nucleus; centrosome; cytoplasm. The record is from RefSeq and is a predicted model, not a curated record. Bases 1 to 1266 code for a protein of 421 amino acids.